Messenger RNA from Aphidius gifuensis, 2911 nucleotides. RefSeq names its product adapter molecule Crk (gene Crk). The record is from RefSeq and is a predicted model, not a curated record. The coding region runs from base 721 to 1599 and encodes 292 amino acids. The transcript has 3 exons. Gene Ontology annotation, molecular function: protein binding. Lineage: Eukaryota; Metazoa; Arthropoda; Insecta; Hymenoptera; Braconidae.
AUAGCUGUAUAAGUGACUGUAUUGAUGCGUCUUGUUACUGUCGGAAUUUUACACUUGAAUUAAAUAAAAUAGUGUUAUUAAUUAAAAUAAAUAAACUAUAUUAAUAUUAUUUUAAAAUAAUAAAUAAAAGUUUAUACCUACAUGUUAAUACAAGCUACAUAUUAAAUGAAUACUAAGUAUUUAUAAAAAAUAAAAAAUAAAUAAUGUGACAUUUUUAUUGUCUUAUUUUCAAAAAAUAUACACAAGUUAAUUUUUUUUUUUUUUUCAAUAAAAUUGAUAAUUAUAAAUGAGAAAGAAAAAGAUAAUCAGUGCAGCAUGUUUGACAUAAAUAUAUUGUAAAAAUAAUCAUUGAUCUAAUAUAAAGACAUAAUUGAUUAAUUUUUGUUGAAAAUCAAGUGCCAUAUUUUGAAGGUUAACUUUAUCAUAAACUUGGCUAAUUUAAAAUAGAACAAAAUACCUAUAUAUUAAAUUAUAUUAAGUUGAGUGAUAUAUAUUUUUUGUAUUAUUUAUUCUAUGCAACAGUUUGCUUUUAUCUAUUUUUUAAUUAGUGAUGAAUAAUAAGGAAUGAGUAAGAAGGAAAAAAAAUAAUAAUUGUGAUGAGUUAGUUGAAAUUAGUAGGAGACACAUUAACAUUUAAAACAAAAACAACAGUUAAUAUUUAAAUUGAUUCUUUAAUUAUUAUUAAGCCAACAAAAUAUCAAGACAAAUAAUUUGUUAAUCAUGGCUGCACAAUUUGAUCAGUAUGACAAAGCCAGUUGGUAUUUUGGUGCAAUGUCACGUCAAGAUGCAUCUGAUUUAUUGAUGGGUGAAAAAGAAGGUGGAGUUUUUUUAGUACGUGACAGUACAUCAAUACAUGGUGAUUUUGUAUUAUGUGUUAGAGAAGACAGUAAAGUCAGUCACUAUAUUAUCAAUAAAAUUCAACAGGCUGAUCAAAUACGUUAUCGUAUUGGUGAUCAAAUAUUUCCAGAUAUACCAAAUUUAUUGGCAUUUUAUAAGUUACAUUAUUUAGAUACAACACCAUUAAUUAGACCAGCACCCAAAAAAGUACAAAAACUUAUUGCAAAAUAUGAUUUUGAAGGAAAUGAUCCAGAUGAUUUGCCAUUUAAAAAAGGUGAAAUAUUGACAAUUGUAACUAAAGAUGAAGAACAAUGGUGGACAGCAAAAAAUAAUCUUGGACAAACUGGAUUAGUACCAGUACCAUAUGUUCAAAAAUAUGAUGAGGAUAGUUUAAUAAUUACAGAAUUAAAUAAUACUAGACAAGAUACAUCAAGUAGUGGUAGUUCAUCAGCAUCAAAUUCAAUACCAAUAGUAGUACCACCAUCACAAGUAGAUACACCACAACAACAACAACAAGUAACAUCACGUCGUUCAAAUAUACAAAGAACAUUACCAGCAUUUGCUAAAGUUAAACAAGCACGUGUACCAAAUGCAUAUGAUAAAACAGCACUUAAAUUAGAGGUUGGUGAUAUGAUUAAAGUUACUAAAACAAAUAUUAAUGGUCAAUGGGAAGGUGAAUUACAUGGUAAAAUUGGUCAUUUUCCAUUUACUCAUGUUGAAUUUGUUGAUAAUGAGACUGUCGAUGAUAAUCAAGAUAUUUAAAGACAUUAUUUCUGCUUUUUUAAAAAAUUAUUAUUAUUAUUAAACAGUAAUUAGCUAAUUAAUUAUUCUGUCAUCAUUAUAUUAAUAAUAAUAGUAAUAACAAAAAAAAAUUAAAAGAGAAAUAGAAAAAUUAAUAAAACAUUAAUGCAAUAAAAAUUAUUAUCAUCUUUGUGUAUGGGUUGUUGUUACCAAAACUAAAGACAAACAUUGAUUUGAUAAUUUAAAAAAAGAACAAAAAAAGAAAAUAAUAAUAAACGUAUAAUAUUUAUAAAAUAAUAAUUAUAUUUUUAUUUUAUUUUAUUAAUUUAAAAUAUUAAUGUAAUAAUAUUUAGAAAUAUUAGCGUGGAUUUUAAUCAAUGUACAGAAAUUCCAUGUCGAUAUAAUUUAUAUUUUUUAAUAAUCAUUGCAAGAUAAUAUUUAGUUGAGAUAUAUAUAUUCAGAAUAAUAAAUACUUGGCCAUUGGAGAUCUUCUUUUUUUCUUUUUCCAAACGAAAAGAAGACUUAAAAAAAAAUAAAUAAAUAUAUAAACUUAUAAAUGUAUAGUAGUUUGUUGUCUUCAAAGCCUUUUUUUUUUGGCUUUUUGCCAUUAAAAUGAGAUGUCCUGUAUGAAAUGGAUUAGUUUAUUUUUUUUUCAACAAGUUUAGCUUGUCUUUAGACGAAAAAUUUUAUUAAAAAACAGUUAAUUUAUAAUUUGUCAUUUUAUUUUUAUUAUCAAUUUGAGAUUAGAUAAUUUCAUUGGAUUGUAAAUAAAAAAAAUAAAUUAUAAUGACUUGCUUACACAUUUUUAAUGACGCACAAUAUGCUAACAAAUAAUUUAAAAAUAAAUAAAUAUAUUUACCCAUUUUACUAUGUUUUUUUUUUUUUAUUCUAAUUUUUAAAAGUAAACUUCUAGUCACAUUUAAGUGAUUGUUUUUUUGUGCAGGGUGUCUCACACUGCUGGUUUAAAAAUGAAAUAUAAAUAUUUAAAAAUUAAUUUGAAAUCAACAAGUCUCAAAAUAAAAAAAAAAAAAUUAGAAUAAAAUUAAGAAAAAAAAUUUAAACUUCCAGAAUUAAUGGCCUCGAUAUAAUAAUAAUUGUAAUAAAAAAAAAAAACAAUGUAAUUUAGUUUAUCAAUCAAAUAUGUAAUGUUAAUUAAUUCAUUUUUUUUUUUUUUUUCCAUUUUUCUUCUUCAAAAUAGAACAAUAUAUUUUUCACUUAAUAUUACAAUAAAUGUGUCAAAUUUUUAAUCCAAAUUUCCUGUAGAAAAAUUUAAUUUAACUAAAAAUUAUUAAAAUAGAUUUUUUAUAUUUAAAUAUAAUAAAUGAAAUAUCUA